GGAUAAUGUGAUACCCAGUAUAACAUUUCCGAUUGCUUUCCGACUGCUCCCGAUUUGUUGCGAAAUUACAUAAUUACGUAGAACAGAUCACGACAUCAAGGGUUAAGACAGGAAAUGACGUCAGAGGUACGGCUUCCUGCUGUGGACCGAUGCAGAUAUAUAUGUGGUGUGUAAAGCUCGCUGGUAUAACAGAGAAAGACAGAAGGAUCUCAACUAUAGCUUAUAUCUAAGAUGGUGCGUGGGUUCAUCACGAGCCUAUUCUUGGCGUACUUGACGCACACAGCACAGUUACUAGAACCUGACAAUACUGGUGCCUUUGAUAUCAUUUUACAAGCCAAUUUGGAGCUCCAUGCAAGCAAUUUCUCAAGCCCCCCUCUUCCAGGGCAUGUCUUCGAAGGAGAUAUCGCUCUCACUGACAAACAGCGACAAAAUAUAGAUAUUCAUGGCAACACAGUAGGCAAAGCAGUUGACAGAAAUGAAGAUAUCCGAUGGCCUGGAGGCGUAAUACCUUACGAGAUCGAUUGCAGUCUACAAAAAAUGUCUAACGCUAAAGAUGCAAUUAAAAAAGCGAUGAAAGAAUGGGAAAGCAAAACCUGUUUACGAUUUGUACCAAGGACCAACCAAAAGGACUAUUUGUGGUUCUUCAGACAAAAAGGAUGUUGGUGUAAUGUCGGACGCAUCGGUGGUAGGACCUCUCUUUCGGUUGGAAAUUUAUGUGAAUUCAAACAUGUGAUGGUACACGAGAUUGGUCACGCAGUGGGAUUUUGGCACGAACAAAGCAGGCCCGACCGUGACAGCUAUGUAAAAGUUGUCCAAGAAAAUAUUUUGCAAGGUUUUGAAAGUGCUUUCGCGAAAUAUUCCCGAGAGAAAAUCAAUUCGUUGAAUAUCCCUUACGAUUAUGAAUCGAUUAUGCACUAUCCGUUUACCGCAUUUUCCAGAAACGGAAAACCAACUCUUAAAGCACUCAGACCUCUUAACGGAAAGAAACCUUACCAGCAUCUUAGCACCCUCGAUGCAAAACAAGCAAAUAUGAUGUACGGCUAUUGCAGGGCAACAGCACCAGAACCUUUAAAACGAGGUAAAAGAGAAGUGGAAGAAAAGAACGUGUUCAAAUUACGACAAAAACGAGCGGUGUGCAGGGAUUACAAUUUAAAUUGUCGGAGAUGGGCAAGGCAGAGACAAUGUCUUGCUAAUAGGAAUUAUAUGUCAAGAUACUGUCGAGCUAGCUGUGGAUGGUGCAGAACUACGGUUCAUGGCACGUGUAGAGAUGACCAUACAUCCUGUAGAUAUUGGGCUUCUACCGGACAAUGUAGAGCAAACCCACGAUACAUGCGUGUAUAUUGCAAGAUGAGCUGCGGUGUCUGUAUUACUCGUCCCAGGCCACCAACUCGCCGUCCCCGGCCACCAACCCGCCGUCCCAGGCCACCAACUCGCCGUCCCAGGCCACCAACUCGUCCUCCUAGGCCAUCAACUCCUCCCAGGCCUCCCACUCCACCGAGACCCCCAACCCAAAAGCCUACAGCAGGUCCCCGAUGUGGUCUUCGUUACUAUGGAAGAGCCCCCGGCAGGAUAGUGGACGGACAGACAGCAGCUAAGAACAGUUGGCCUUGGCAAGCUCAGCUCAGAUCACGUUCUGGCCGCCAUUUUUGUGGAGGUUCACUGGUUGCCCCACAAUGGGUGUUGACGGCAGCGCACUGUGUCAAAGGCAGCUCUACUAACUAUGGGUACCGUGUGAGACUUGGUGAGCACCAUCUUGGUAGAAGAGACAGGACCGAACAAGAAUUUACUGUAUCAAGAAUAAUUGUACAUCCAGGAUAUCGCAGAAUAACAGCUAACAAUGACGUUGCUCUCCUUAAGCUCGACCGACCAGCAAGACUAAACAAAGCCGUCAACUUGAUUUGUCUUCCAUCCCAGGGUGUAAAUGUACCAGACGGUAAAAACUGCUACAUCUCAGGAUGGGGAAGGACUGGGUACAACAGACCAGGUGCUUCUGUUCUCCAAGAAGCCAUGAUGCCUACGGCCAACCAAAGGACAUGCGCAAACAGUAUGAGAAGCUGGGGUCGUGUAACAAGUAAAAUGCUUUGUUCUGGUUUUGGUGGAAGCAGUACCGUUAGUGGGUGCUUCGGUGAUUCUGGCGGUCCUUUCGUUUGCCAAGGCAAGAACAAACGUUGGGUGUUACAAGGAGCUGUCAGCUGGGGAACAAGAACUUGUAGUGCAGGUCGUAGCGAAUACACAGUCUACGCAAGAGUCAGUGAAUUUGUUAGUUGGAUUCGUAGAUAUAUCGGUAACACACCUACAGAUUCGCCUCGACCACCGACCCCCGAUGUCACUCCACCACCGCCACAUACUCCGCCAACUCAAACACCAGUUACACCACCUCCUCCUGACACACCUCCUCCUGACACACCUCCUCCUAAUACCCCACCAAAACCCUCUAAGAUACCCACCCCACCGACUCCACCGCCUCCACCCGAACCACCAAAAUGCUCGUCACCAAAAGCAUUAGGUAUGGAAAACAAACGCAUUCCUGACAGCGACUUGUCGGCUUCAUCGCAGUAUAAUAGAUGGCACAGUGCAAGAGAAGCACGUCUGAAUCUGAAACCUGGUGUAACAGGUGUAGGAGCAUGGUGUUCACGUGACCUCACUACCAACCAAUAUCUGGAAGUAGACCUUGGCGUUAGGACGAUUAUCACUCACAUUGCUACACAAGGUCGUGAGAGCAAGUACCCAAAGUUUAUCAAGAGUUAUGCCGUACAGUAUAGUGAAGAUGGCAACGUGUGGGCGAAUCAUCCAACAAUUUUCACAGGUAAUAUUGACAUGUCAACGGUAACAAAGAACUCUCUUAACCCACCAAUCAUAGCACGGUAUAUCCGCAUCAACCCAAAGACUUGGAAGGGUGCUAUCUGCAUGCGAGCUGAGCUGUAUGGCUGCAAAGUACCCCCAACCAAGCCGACUACUGAUCCAACAACUCAAUCAAAAACGUCAACACAUCCACCUCAACCCUCAACAGCAACAGCAACCACAAAAUCUACACAAGUACCUCUACCUCCAACACCACCAAUACCUACCACACCACCCAAGCCUGUCAGCUCUACCAUCCCACCUAAUCCUAUUGGUAUAAGAUGUGAAGACAAGGAUUCAUCGUGCCCUACUUGGGCUUCACAAGGCAGAUGUACAACCGAUAGCUAUGUAAAGAGACAUUGUUUGACGAGCUGUAAAUCAAAACAAUGUGAUCUUAUAUCCGUCAGGCCGAGAGCACCGUGUUCUAAUCCUAUUGGCUUAGGAUGGGACAAGCGAUUACCAGACACAGCCUUCACUUCAUCUUCUGAACUUAACCUUGGAUCUUGGGAUGCUGGGGCUCGCAAUGCCAGACUGUACCACUUGGACGAUUUUAACACCAAACGAGUUGGAGCCUGGUGUGCAGCGGCCAGAAAGAACCAAUGGCUGCAAGUGGACUUGGGCAAGAAGAAAUACGUCACAGCAGUCGCAACACAAGGUCGAGACAUAUAUUUUGAGCACGUGAAGUCUUAUCAGCUUGCGUAUAGUGUCGAUGGAACCUCGUGGGAAUACGUCAAGUCCAAAUCAGGGGAAACUGUGACAUUUACUGGUAACUGUGACCACUUUACUCCUGUUGUUAACCGACUUCCAAGAGGAGUAACAGCUCGGUACAUCAAGUUUUUCCCUAUCACUUCCAACUGGCCUUGCAUGAGAGUAGAAAUAUAUGGGUGCGACUAAGGACCCUUAAGCAACGUUCAGUUCUGCAAGAAAACAAUGAAGAUUCCUGUAUAGAAUGCAAUAGUGCCUUUUCUCAUUCCGUAAAUACCGCUAUAUUUUAAGACUGAAGACUCAUUUCAUAACCUAGCUUAAGAGUAAAUUAUUUGCAAAUAUCAACAUUAAUGUAAAGAAUGUGCAGCUUGAACAGUACCAAUGUUUUGAAAUCCCACGGACUUUUAAUGGUAUCUAUAAAUAGUUGACUUACAAACGAGGCUAAGCCUAUGCAAAUGAGUCUGUAGUCUUCAAAAACAGCGUUAUGCAUUGAAUGUGAACAGAAAUGUUCACUAGUUUUGUAGUUUAGUAGUUCGUUUUUUAUGGGAGGGGGGAUUGGUGAGAAAAUGAUAGCCUUCUAACUUUUCUCAAACCAUUCCCCGGCCCCAUUUGUACAAAUGAUAAUUCUAAUUAUAAUGAUAACAAUAAUAAAUUACUAAUAAUUUUAGGGAAAACUCUAGUGGCAUACUCACGCCUCGAAAAAGUAUUCUUGACCCUACUUUUGGCCAACACUCCAGUUUCGUGCUCUCUAUUGCUCAGUGUUAUCUUUCGUUUUCUGUAGAAUAUUGUUAUUAUUGUUGCAAAGUGUUUGUAUUGUUGAAGUUGUGCAUUAUGUUCACUUUCCUUUCUGGCCCUCGAUCAUACCAUGACCAAUCAAGAACAGUCCAGUCCUUCGUGAACACUAUGAAUUAUUUGUAAUGAUGUCAGAUUGAGUUUAGAAGUUAAAACUCUUCUUGUUAUCAGUUUUAUAUCMUGCAUUUAACAAUAUCUAUUUAAGCUUAGUAAACAAAGAAUAAAAUGUAUUUCUUAUAAUUAUAA
Molecule: messenger RNA, 4584 nt
Organism: Actinia tenebrosa (Australian red waratah sea anemone)
Lineage: Eukaryota; Metazoa; Cnidaria; Anthozoa; Actiniaria; Actiniidae
Biological process (GO): proteolysis
Molecular function (GO): serine-type endopeptidase activity; metalloendopeptidase activity; zinc ion binding
Source: RefSeq, a predicted model, not a curated record